Molecule: messenger RNA, 1654 nt
Organism: Cucurbita maxima (winter squash)
Lineage: Eukaryota; Viridiplantae; Streptophyta; Magnoliopsida; Cucurbitales; Cucurbitaceae
Product: LRR receptor-like serine/threonine-protein kinase ERL2
Exons: 2
Coding region: 352-1566 (404 amino acids)
Molecular function (GO): protein binding
Source: RefSeq, a predicted model, not a curated record
AAUCCACUCUCUCCGGCAUGUGAUACCCCACGUAGGCUCGGACAACCGUUUUCCUCCGAACCUAAACCCCAAAGCGAAAAGAAAAUUACAUGAAAAUAAACAAAACGAAUAAAAUAAAUGUUUCUGCCAUUAAAGAAACGAAGAAGAGAAAGCGGUUUUUGGUUUGUUGCAGAGCGGCGGUGGCUGUAGUCAAUGAAUCUUCUCUCAGAAGCCGUAAAAUUUCUUCGCAGUACAGAGAUUAGAGAUUUUAAUUUGUUCUUCUUUUUGAAGAUUCGUUGAGCUUUUCUUCGUUUGCGUCUCUUUGAAGCUAAUCGAUCUCGCGGUUUUGGAGUUUCUUUUGCAGGGCUUGUAAUGGCGGAGGAGAAGAAGCGGAGCGAUUCGAGGAUGAGGAGUUUUGUUUUGAUUUUGUUGUGUUUAGCGCAAUGCUGUUGUUUAUCGGAUGCGAUUUUGGAUCCGAUUGAUUUUUUGGCUCUGCAAGCGAUUCGGAAGAGUUUGGAGGAUUUGCCUGGGUCUAAUUUCUUCGCAUCUUGGGAUUUCACAGGCGAUCCUUGUAAUUUCGCCGGUGUUUUGUGUGAUUCUGAUAGAGUUGUUGCCUUAAACCUAGGGGAUCCUCGCGCUGGUUCGCCUGGUUUGGUUGGCCGGAUCAAUCCUGCCAUUGGCAAGCUCUCAGCACUCACGGAGUUCACCAUUGUUCCUGGUCGAGUCUUUGGAGCUCUGCCGCAGACGCUCUUCCAACUGAAGAACCUCCGUUUUCUUGCUAUCAGUCGCAACUUCAUCUCCGGUACUCUCCCUGCGAAUCUCGGUGAGAUUCGGAGUUUGAGGACUCUGGACCUCAGUUUCAAUCAACUCACCGGAGAAAUUCCUCGCUCCAUUGGAACGAUUACGGAGUUAUCCAAUGUCAUUCUCUGCCAUAAUCGCCUCACAGGCACAGUCCCUAUGUUUCCGUACCGUAGCCUUAAUCGUCUUGAUCUGAAGCAUAACAAUCUCACCGGACAUCUUAUACCGGACUCUCUUCCUCCUUCUCUCCAAUACCUCUCUCUCUCAUGGAACCGCCUGAACGGCCCCGUCUUCCGCCUCCUCAGCCGCCUCAACCAGUUGAACUAUCUCGACCUCAGCCUGAACCAGUUCACCGGAACCAUUCCAACGCGUAUCUUCAGUUUUCCGAUCGUUAACCUCCAGUUGCAACGGAACCUCUUCACCGGUCCAGUCCUGCCGGCUGCUCAGGUGGCGAUUCCAACCGUUGAUCUCAGCUACAAUCGUCUCUCCGGUCCGAUAUCGCCAAUGUUCUCCACCGUGCAGAAUCUGUACCUGAACAACAACCACUUCACGGGAGAAGUUCCAAACAGCCUCGUGGACCGAUUGUUGGCUGCGAAUAUUCAAACUCUGUAUUUGCAGCACAAUUUUCUGACCGGAAUCGAGAUCAAUCCGACGGCGGAGAUUCCUCUUAGUAGCUCAUUGUGCUUGCAGUACAAUUGUAUGGUACCGCCGAUACAAACACUGUGCCCGGAGAAGGCCGGCAACCAGAAAACUCGGCCAACGGAACAGUGCGGCGAAUGGAGAGGGUGAAAUUUGGGAAGUAAUUAAUUAAUUAAUUAGGUACAUAAAAAGAAAGUAAUUAAAGGUGAAAAAAAAAAAUAAAGAAAAUGAUUUUUUU